AUGGGAGGAGGAAAAGCUAUGGCGACGGCAGCGAAGGUGGCUGGAAUCGGAGUCUCGAAAGGAGGAUUGAGGGAUGGAUUCGGGUUUGCGGCGGCGGCGCCUUCUCCGGCGAGUGAGCAGUUUAUGGUCAAAAACACCGUCGUGCCUAAGCCGGUUACGGCUUCGAUUUCAUCGGUGGCUCAUCCUUCCGCCGAAGAAGACUUGGUGAUUAUGCAUAGGCCGGUUUGA
Molecule: messenger RNA, 228 nt
Organism: Arabis nemorensis
Lineage: Eukaryota; Viridiplantae; Streptophyta; Magnoliopsida; Brassicales; Brassicaceae
Source: the annotation of a GenBank genome assembly